This is a messenger RNA of Solenopsis invicta (red fire ant), 372 nucleotides long. Its product is annotated as cilia- and flagella-associated protein 251-like. Bases 36 to 335 code for a protein of 99 amino acids. The record is from RefSeq and is a predicted model, not a curated record. Lineage: Eukaryota; Metazoa; Arthropoda; Insecta; Hymenoptera; Formicidae. The transcript has 2 exons.
UAUGAAUUGACUGUUACAAUAGCAUUUGUUAUAAAAUGGCGGUGUAUACCGUGACUUCUCCGUUAAUUGCCGCUCAAUCUCGAGCCGAAGAUACGGAAAACAUUGAAACAAAUGCGAAGAAAAAAUGUCUUGAGCAAGGAUUCGCAGAGCACGAUCUUUGUCCGUUCAAAUUACAAUGGUCCUUCGGGAUAAAUCCGGAAGCACCGGUCAUGAAUCUCACUACCAAAAAUCGUGCGUUAUUAGCGUACGCCUGUUCCCACGCAGUUAUGAUUUACGACUAUAGCUCAAGGAAAAUGUUACCGCUUCUAGGUCAUGUCGGUAUAUGUUUGAGUUGACCGCGAAACAAUGCUGAUUACUGGCAAAUAAUACUGA